GGUCACGUCACGUCACGUCAUCCAACAAAAUGACUAUUCAUUUCCUCUCUUACUUGUUCACUUCUCCCUCGCACAACCGCCAAUUCUGAUUUCUGACCUUCCACAUCUGACAUCCCAAAUCCAACGCCCCCAAAAUCCAAAUGAAGCAAAAAACAUGGCCAUCUCCAUCAAACACCUCUCCUUUCACUUCUCUCCACCCAAUUAACAAUCCCCACAAUUCCAAAUCCUACAUCUUAGACCGUCCCAUCAAGACAACACGCACACCUUCACCUUCACCGUCACAUCACAACCACCGUGACUUCUCUUCCUUGCCUUACGAUCUACUCACCAAAAUAGCAGCUGGGUUCUCGCACCGGGACCUAAACGCAGCGUCUUUGGUUUGCAAGUCAUGGAGCGAUGCGUUCAGGCCGCUCAGAGAGGGGAUGUUGUUGCUCAGAUGGGGCAAGCGCUUUAAACAUGGGCGGGCUGGAGUCCAGCCCAAUUUGGAGAAGGCUUUGGACUCUUUCUUGAAAGGUGCGGCCCGUGGGUCUAGUCUUGCUAUGGUGGAUGCGGGCCUGGUUUAUUGGGAAAUGGGCCGAAGACAAGAAGGUAUUGCUUUGUAUAGAAGAGCUGCUGAGCUUGGUGAUCCUUCUGGCCAGUGUAAUUUGGCCAUUGCUUAUUUACAAGCUGACUUUUCAAAUCCCAAGGAAGCUGUCAAGUGGUUACUUCAAUCUGCCUCUGCUGGCCACGUCCGUGCUCAGUACCAACUAGCUCUUUGUCUACAUCAUGGGCGUGGUAUUGAUCGAAAUCUACCCGAAGCUGCAAAAUGGUAUCUCAAAGCUGCAGAGGGUGGUUACGUACGUGCUAUGUACAAUGUGUCACUCUGUUACUCUGUUGGUGAAGGGUUUGCAAAAAACCAUCCACAAGCCAAGAAAUGGAUGAAGCGGGCUGCUGAUCAUGGUCAUAGCAAAGCGCAGUUUGAGCACGGACUUAAUCUUUUCUCUGAAGGAGAGUUGUCAAAAGCUGUUGUCUACCUGGAAAUUGCUAGCCGUGCAGGGGAAAGUGGUGCCUCUCAUGUGAAGGAUGUUAUUGUCCAACAACUAUCAACUGCUUCCCGGGAUCGUGCUAUGCGGCUUGCUGAAAAUUGGCGCCCAUUGCCUUCAUCACGCUGAUAAAGAGGUAGCCGAAUGUGUUGUAAAAUUCCCCCUGUAGUCCUCCCACUCUGCCUUUUGUGCAGAGCUGUCAUUUUUUCACUUUAUACAUCAUUGUACUAUGUAAGCAGGCAAGUUACAAGUUCACAAUACAAAUAUUAAUGUAUGCUCUUUGCAAGUUAGAAGCUCACAUCUUCCUCCUAUGUACUGUUCCAUUUUUUUACCAAAUAAAGCUUGGUCUAGCGGUA
Messenger RNA from Beta vulgaris subsp. vulgaris (sugar beet), 1378 nucleotides. Its product is annotated as F-box protein At1g70590. Lineage: Eukaryota; Viridiplantae; Streptophyta; Magnoliopsida; Caryophyllales; Amaranthaceae. The transcript is spliced from 4 exons. The coding region runs from base 141 to 1151 and encodes 336 amino acids. Gene Ontology annotation, molecular function: protein binding. The record is from RefSeq and is a predicted model, not a curated record.